AUGGCGGUUGGAGAAGUUGUGCACGACGGGGAGGACGCCGAGGGCCUCGUAUUUGCGCACGAGCACGUCCAGAAGCGUUGCGGUCUGGCGGAAGAGCAUGAUGGCCACGUCGCGGAGCACCGCGAGGGUGUCUGCGUCGAAGCCCAGGAGGAAAGGCCCCACGACAGGCGGCGCUGUGUUUUCGUCGCCGGAGGAGGCAUGCGCCCCCCGGCCUGCCAGGGAGAGCAACGUGCGGAGGUGGCUGCUGGCGGCCGGCACGCCCAACAUGGAGCAGGCCAAGAGGUUGGCUGCCACGGCCACCACCAGGGUCGGCACCGAGAGGAAAAAGCGGUCGUACAAGGACAACUCGCAGAAAAAACGGCCCACGGCGGCCACGGCCGAGACCGUCAGGUGCGGCAGCAGCGCCUGGGCCGGGCGCGAGUACUUGCAGGGCGUCAGCUGGUCCAGCACGCCGGAGUCGGCUAUGGCCAUCUGCAAGCAGUCCUCCAAGGACGGGUGCGAGAGCAGCCACUCGAGCGUGGACAAGAUGUGGAACUCCAUCUGCAAGAACAUCUCCUCGUCGUAGGCGUGGCGGCACAUGACCGCCAACUCUCUUAG
Molecule: messenger RNA, 597 nt
Organism: Clavispora lusitaniae ATCC 42720
Lineage: Eukaryota; Fungi; Ascomycota; Pichiomycetes; Serinales; Metschnikowiaceae
Source: RefSeq, a predicted model, not a curated record